Spirodela intermedia is the source of this 4349-nucleotide messenger RNA. The record is from the annotation of a GenBank genome assembly. Lineage: Eukaryota; Viridiplantae; Streptophyta; Magnoliopsida; Alismatales; Araceae.
AUGAAGGGGCGGACUGUGAAACUAAGGGAAGCCCACAGGAGCAGCGGCGCUGCGCACUGUUCGGUCAUAUGGGACCUGGACGAGGGGAAGCACCUGGUCACCGCCGCAUCCUCGGACACCGCCAUCGCCGUCCACGAUCUCGCCAGCCAGACGCCGUUACCCUCCAAGACACUGCGCCACCACAGGGAUGGCAUCACCUGCCUCGCCCUCAGCCCGGAUUCCGCCUGCCUCGCCUCUGGCUCCAUCGACCACUCCGUUAAGCUCUACGGGUUCCCAAGUGAGUUCUUAUUCCUCGUCUCUCUUCUCCCCUUUUUUCUCGUUAAAUUGAGAGAUCUGCGAAGUGAGUUUGAUGCUUUCAUCUGGAUUGAUGAGGUCUGCGAAGAGUUGCGGAGCACUCUUCCUGUUUUCUACCAUUUUGUUGUCCGUUUCUCCUGUCCAGGUUCCACUCAGGUUUUCUGUGUGGUAAUCUUGAAAAACUUGCGCCCGAUGGCUUCAAAAUGCGGUGAUGCUCAGAUUAUUAUUAAACUUUAGCCACGCAAAUAAGACUCGCGCUACUUUUCUUUAGAGGUCACUAAUUGGUUGCUCCUCUGACUAGGCGGCGAUUUUCAAAGCAACGUUACCAGAUUCACAUUGCCUAUCCGCUGCCUCGCCUUCAAUAGGUCAGGUAGCCUGUUGGCUGCGGCUGGCGACGACGAUGGCAUCAAGUUGAUCGCUACAAUCGACAGCUCGAUUUCGAGGGUACUCAAGGGUCACAAAGGAACAGUGACUGGACUUGCCUUCGAUCCGAAGAAUGAGUUUCUAGCAUCUGUCGAUGGUCUCGGCACUGUCAUCUACUGGGAUCUCUCCUCUGGGCAACCAGUGCAUACUCUAAAAUCUAUAGCUCCUGACUGUGGUUCGGAUGCGUCCAUUUUGAAUGUGGUGUCCUGGAGUCCGGAUGGGGAAGUCCUAGCAGUCCCAGGAUUGAAGAAUGACGUGGUCAUGCAUGACAGAGACACAGCUGAAAAACUAUUCUCUCUGAAAGGCGAUCACGAAGAAUCUGUUUGUUUCUUUUCGUGGUCCCCAAAUGGGAAAUAUAUGGCCACUGCUGGCAUGGACAGGCAGGUUUUAAUUUGGGAUGUUGACCUAAGGCAGGACAUUGAUCGACAGAAAUUUGAUGAGCGGAUUUCUUGCCUGGCAUGGAAACCUACCGGGAAUGCUCUAGCUGUUAUUGACGCCAUGGGUAAGUUCGGGAUCUGGGAGCUCCCGGUCCCUUCCUUCAUGAAGUCUCCCACCGAGGAUGUGCCUGACCCACAAACGAAAAAACAUGGAAGUUUGUUUUUCGAUGAAGAUGAUGAAGAAGAUAGCUCUUCUGGUAGCUUGAAUGAUGCUGGUGAAGAUUGCCUUGAUGAAUCUGAGCCGGCUAGCCAUAAGAGAUUGAGGAAACGUUCUAAACUUAAUGAUAAUCUGAAUGAGGACGAUGGUGGGGAAGAUGAUCUGCUUUAUGCCAUUGAAUCGCGAGACAGACGUAGGAAUAGAAGACGAACAGAGAGCAUGGCAGUUUCUGGCUCGGCAAAGUUAAAGAGCUCAAGAAUACAGGAGGCGUUUCAGCCAUGCUCCACGCCUGAACAAUCUGGGAAGAGACGUUUUCUUUGUUACAAUAUGCUUGGGACCAUCACAACGAUGGAUAACGAGGGAUAUUCGCACAUAGAGGUGGCCACACGUCCAUUUUUCUCUCCUUUAUUUCGAAUUAAGUUCCUUUCUUCAUUACUCUAGUCGAGCAGCAUGCCACUUUUUGUUGCAUCUCAAAUACAUUCUGCGUAAAGAAUGGGGAUUUCUAAUAUCCGUUUCACUCUUUUUCUGGGCUCCCUCCUUGAUUUAUAUUCUAAAACAUUCAAGAAUUAACAGGUUGAUUUCCAUGACACUGGGAGAAGUUCUAGGGUUCCUUCAAUGACAGAUUUCUUUGGUUUCACCGUGGCCUCGCUCAACGAGUCUGGAAGUGUCUUUGCUAAUCCUUGCAAGAGUGGAAAGAGUGCGAGUACUCUGAUGUAUCGCCCUUUCAGCAGCUGGGCUAAUAAUAGCGAGGUAAAUUAUUCUUAACCAAUUCAUGUAACUAGUCUUAAAUGACAUAUCAACAUAGUGUCACAACCGGAUCAUGACGCCACUAUGCCCAUGUUAUACACAUGGCUUGCAAUGAUAGACUGAUUUUGUGCACUAUGUGAAUCCAGUGGUCUAUGCGUUUUGAAGCAGAAGAAGUGAAAGUGGUGGCCCUUGGCACUGGUUGGGUGGCUGCUGUGACAGAUCUUAAUUUUCUUCGCAUCUUCUCAGAAGGUGGUUUGCAGGUUUGUGUUACCAGCCUCUUUAUAACAUCCUUCCUCAACUUCUGAUCUAGUCCACUGCUAUAAGGCUCAUGCUUUUGGCAGAACACCUUUCCUGAUGUAGAUUAUCCAAAGAAUGGUAGCACUUAGUUGACUAUGACCACGAAUAUCUAGCUUGUUCCUUGAAUGAUUGUAUUGCAAUUGGAUCGGACUUGAUGUUCAUCACACGUUUGCAUUCCCUCUUCGAACGAGUGUGUUGGCUUUUCUGGUCUAACUUCAUCGAUUACUUUUGACAGAGGCAUAUUAUAUCUCUUAGUGGACCUGUUGUCACCGCAGUAGGAUUCAAGGAUGAACUAGCUAUUGUAACUCAUGCUUCAGGGCCCCUUCCAUCAGGAGACCAGGUACUUCGAAAUAUUUUAGUUUAGAAGCCGUCAUUCGUUGCAAUCUGUUCUACUCUAAUGCUACCCUUGCCCAUAUUGACUACUACUUUGCUUCUUCUUUUCGUUGUGUAAUGCUGUCUAUAUUGUAUUCAGAUGCUCGAAGUCAAAGUUUUCAACAUAUCAAGUGGAACCCAACCCAUUAGAUGCCCACUUCCACUGUCUCCAGGAUCUACACUCUCGUGGUUUGGAUUCAGUGAAGAAGGCCAGUUGACUGCAUACGAUUCACAGGUACGCUUUGCUUUUAGAAAGCCGCCCGCUCGUACUUGAAUUCUUUGGGUCUGAUUUGACGAAGUCUUAUUUCUUCGGUAAAUCAUCCAGGGCGUGCUGAGAGUUUUCACAAACCAGUUUGGAGGGAGUUGGCUACCAAUCUUCAGGUACUAAAUCACAUUCAUCUCUUCUCUUACUAGAAACCCUCAGACCAGAUACUGAUGAAGAAAGCAAUCUCUACCGCAGUGCGAGCACGUCUGAAGAAGAGAGUUAUUGGGUUGUGGGUUUGAAUGCUACCAAGCUGUUCUGUAUAGUGUGCAAGCCCCCUGAUUCAUACCCUCUGGUACAAGAUCACACUCUUAUGCUUGCAUCUUCUUCGGACAUUAAUUCACAGCCUUGAAUCACUCCCGACGAUCUCCAGGUCUCACCGAAGCCGGUUCUAACUCUACUAAGCCUCUCAUUUCCCGUCGCGUUGUCCGAUCUCGGGGCUUCCAAUCUUGAGAACGAGUUCAUCAUGUUCAGCCACCAACUUUCUCAGGUCUACUCUUUCUCCCUGCUUGUUACAGAUUCGAAGGUACCCUCGCUUGCUUCUAAAAUCGUACGUUCCAAUCCACAGAUUCAGACCCAGAUCGAGGUCGCCGCCGCCGCAGGCCAGGACACCACGUCUCUCGACGAUGAGGCUUUCAACACGGAGGCCGCUCUGGACAGAUGCAUCUUGAGGCUGAUCGCCAGCUGCUGCAAUGGUAAAAGACCACAGAGAUGGCCCAGCUCUGGUGUUGACCCUCGAACUUGUUUGACCUGGCGGAUGUGUUGCAGGGGACAAGCUCGUGAGGGCCACUGAGCUCGCUAGAUCGCUCCUCCUGAAGAAGUCAAUCGCUGGGGCGAUAAAACUCGUCACCGCCCUCAAGCUUCCCAUUCUAGCUGAGAGAUUCAGCGGCAUCCUCGAGGUAACUAUGAACGGUCUUGUCAAGUUCUCCUCUUUCGUGCUUGGACUCCAUCUGCGUUUCUGAACGACGAUGAACAGGAGAGACUACUGAGUGAAGCCACAGGGAGUCCCUCCGGGCAAAUCUCCGCCGCCAAUGGCUCAUCUCCGGCGGCGCCGCCCAAGCCUCUGGCUCCACCCAGAGGCCCCUCUCCGCCGCGCUUCCCGAAGCAGCGGAGAGGAGACGGCGAGACGAAGAUGAAGACGCUGGGAGCCGUGAAGUCGAUCGUCGGCGGCGACGGCGAGGAGCGCCGGGAGACCGUGAAGUCGGUUGUCGCCGGCGACGCCGAGGAGCGCCGGCCGGCGAACCCGUUCGCGAAGUCGUCGAGCAGCCACGGCAAGGCGUCCCUUCUCGACUCCAUCAAGAAGAAGAAAUCUGACGGCGAGUGCGAGACUAAUGGCGUCAAGAAGGGAAUCAAGGUGUGA